This is a messenger RNA of Rhopalosiphum padi (bird cherry-oat aphid), 1776 nucleotides long. RefSeq lists its product as uncharacterized. The record is from RefSeq and is a predicted model, not a curated record. Bases 166 to 1545 code for a protein of 459 amino acids. Gene Ontology annotation, molecular function: transmembrane transporter activity. Gene Ontology annotation, biological process: transmembrane transport. The transcript has 8 exons. Gene Ontology annotation, cellular component: membrane. NCBI's taxonomy places the organism in Eukaryota, Metazoa, Arthropoda, Insecta, Hemiptera, Aphididae.
GAAAAUGAAAAAGAAAAUAAAGAUGGCGAAUCAAAUGGAAUACAAUUGAAAUCAAUAGAAGAUGGUAAAACAUCAAAAUAGUUUGAUUCGCAAUCUAACUACAUACUAACAAAACCGUCAAAACCAUCCUAAACAUUUGGUUUCAAACACAGUCGUUAAUCUAUAAUGGACGUUAUACGAUACGACUGCGCUCCAGAGCGUUCCUUUAUAAUAGUGACGAUACUUUAUACCACAGCACUGACGGUGUCUACUUCCAAUCAAAAUACAUUGGUACAGAAAUCUACGUGUGACCCAUUGAUUCCAUUCGGCGAAUGCCUACUAGGCGAAUAUGAAGGUCAACACCGAGUAAAUUCGAACACCACGUAUUUACAAUAUUCGAUUUCUUUCAUUGUUACGUUACUUGCAGGAGCAUGGAGCGACAGUCAUGGCAGAAGACGUAAACCUUUGAUUUUCUUAUCAAUUAUUGGACAAAUUUUAACAGAUGGAUUAUAUUUUAUGAAUCACUUUUGGUUUUGGCCUUCAAUAUUUAAUAUAAUCUUUACAUCAAUUAUUCCUGGAUUAUACGUUGGUCGAAAUAUGUUUUGGGUUGGUAUAAUGUCUCAUGUAUCAGAAAAUUCAAAAUUUGAAGGUAGAACUCUGAAACAUGGGAUAGUUAUUGCAACAUAUACCUUUAGUUUAUUAUUAGGGUGGGGUUUAAUAGCAAUUUUAAAAAAAUGCACAGACUAUUUACAUCGAUAUUUAUUAUUUGUGGUACCGAUAUUGUUUAAUUUGUUCGCCAUAUUGAUUGGCCAUUUGUAUCUUGAUGAUAAUUCUGAUACUUAUGAUAGCGAUAUCAUAUGGUUGAGACCAAGCUCUGUAUUCAAAAGUUUCAUUAAUUUAUUUAAUAACAAAUUUAAAGGAUUUUCUAUUGUACUAGCAACAUUAAUAAUAUGCCAAUCAGUCAUAGUAGCAAGAAUAGGAAGUGAAUAUGAAAUAAUAAUGCAGUAUAUAAGUAAAUCGUUUAUGUGGUACAAUGAUGACUAUAUUUAUUUUAGUGUUAUCAAAAUGUUGGCGAUAAUUUUUGGUUCUAUGUUUUCAGUAUUUAUGUUGAGUUACAAUUUAAAAAUAAACGACUUUGUUAUUGGCAUUUCAGCUUGCAUUAUUUAUAUCAUUGCCACAAUUUUAUAUGUCAUUUCAAGUCAACUUUGGCAAAUUCUUCUUAUUGCCAUUAUUUAUUUAUGUCAUGGUAGUGCUGUAACUAUUACAAUGUCAUUAACAUCUAAAAUUAUGGAUAACGAUCAUCUUGGACGAUUUUAUUCCAUUCAAACCUGUAUGAACUCUGUAUUGACAUUUGGUUUAGUUACGGCAUACGAGACCGCAACUGAUAACAUAACUUAUACUAAAUUUAAUCAUUUUUGUUUAAUGAUUUUGAUGUAUGUUAUUCUAACUAUACCUAUUUUAUUUGUGUUUAUAACUCUAUAUUCUAAGUACAAAAAUUUCUGGGUAAGGGAUGCUGCAAGAACAUUAAGAACUAGACAACAGUCUAUAUAUGUUAUAAGUACCUAAUUUAUUUAUUCUAUAAUUCUUAAUAAUGUUAUAUACGAUUAUGAAUAAGCCUUUUUUAAUAUUGUAUUUUAUUAUAUUUAUUGAUUUUAUUAUCAAUGAAAAUUGUUAUUGUAUUUAAGUGUUAAAUUUUUUGUUAAUAUUUUCUUAACAAGUUGUAUUAUAAUAUAUAAUAGGUAUACAUACAAAGUGCAGUCAUGUAAAUUAUUAAAAUAAAUGUACUUAUUUAAAUAA